This is a messenger RNA of Danio rerio (zebrafish), 1698 nucleotides long. Lineage: Eukaryota; Metazoa; Chordata; Actinopteri; Cypriniformes; Danionidae. The record is from RefSeq and is a predicted model, not a curated record.
UAUGUACUUUCUGUUGAGCAACCCUUACCCUCAUCGUUGUGGUUAAACUAUAUUUAUCCUGCUAAUAUUAAAUGGUGCUAAGGAAAUGAUCAGCUUGAAUUCAUCUUGCUACAUUUCCUUUGUGCAUUUAUAUUGCAUUUAGGCAACUUUCACAUACAUGUGCAGUCUUUAAGUCAUUCAUAUGUAGUUCUGAUUAUAGUUUUGAUCAUUGAUUGGUAGCGUCUGAGGUCUUUUGGCACAGGAAAUCUCAUUUGCAUAUCGCUUUGUUAACCACAACUCCUACUCGUGAAAACACGAGGUGCUUCACACGAGCAACAGAGCACGAAGAUCACAUCAACACUCAUCUAGAGAUGGGAUCCCGCUAGUGGAUAUUGUUUGAGAAGAUUUUGCCAGAACACAUUGUGUUUUCAGGUUGUGGGGUCUUUGAAUAAAUCCAUCAGACAUGGUGAUAAAAUAAGCAUGGGCUGUCUAAUAAGCAGAUUCUGGCCUCGAUCUGAUGUUCACAGACUGGAGGAAACUGUCUUGUUGCCUGAUGGAGCUUCAGGAAGUCACACGGCAGUGGCCUUGUGCAACUUUCCAUCCUUCAGGUCUGAUGAACAUACCAUAUGUUUAGGAGACAAGCUGAACAUUAUAUCAGAAGAUGAUGACAUGUUGAGGGUUUGCUCCACAUCAACUGGCAAUGAGUGUUUCAUUCCUCACACUUAUGUUUCCAAAGUCCAUGACCAGUGGUUUUUUGAAGGGAUCUCCAGGAGAAAUGCAGAACAACUACUAAUGCUGCCUCAAAACUACUCUGGAUGUUUUCUAAUUCGUGAAAGCCAGUCAUUCCCUGGUUUGUAUUCACUGUCAGUGCGACAACACAGUGGGCAAAUGCACACUGUACUGCACUACAAAAUCUAUCAGCUCCACAACGGCUGGUUCUACAUCCAACCAAACCACCCCUUCUCCACUCUCUCCCAGCUGGUGGACUAUUACUCACGAUCUUCUGUUGGUUCAUUUUGUCAUCUGACUGAGCCUUGCAGACUUCAUGACUCCAUCCCAACUGCAGCUCACAGCCCGUCACCAGUAGCAGCGCAGAAGUCCAAUUUUAACUGGAGAGAAUUGUCCACGUCGAUGAUUAAGAGGCAGUUAAAGGGAAUGGAUCAGGAGAGUCUGGUCAGCGAAGGACUUCGUGAGACUAUGAAUGCUUAUUUUUAUCUGGCAGAGGAGUCCAGCUUGGAGGACUAGCAUAAAACAGACCUAGGAGACACUGAUGACGUUAUGUAAGGGUCUUUUUUGUGUGUGUUUUAAACCACAGCACUUUGCUUAAUAUGUUAUUAUUGUGCGCCCGAAGUGGAAUUAAUUAUUUUGUUAAUUGUGCCAUUUUGGUUGUUUAUUGCUUUUUUGUAAAAAGUGAAUAUCGUUUUAUUGUCAUGUUUUUUGAUUGCCGUAAUUGAUGGGAUGCAUUACCUUGGAUAACUACAAAUAAACUGGUCGAUAGUGCAAAGAGAAAGCAAUCAUUAAAGAGCAUACGGAAUUUGAUAUAACGCAAAUGAAAUUGUGGAUUUCAAUGCGCAAUUGUGUGCAAAAUGGGAAUAAAUCCAAAAAAUGAAAAUUCUUUUUAAUUUUAUGUUUACUUUGUUGAAUUUCAUGUGCUUAAAAUCUUUGUUUUAAAUUUUAUUUUACGACAAAAGGUAAAAAUAAAAAAUAUAACUGAUGUGA